UUCCGUCGCUAAUAUGAGUUUUGGUCUGCCGGUGACCGCUGACGGUAAUGAAGCGCUCCAGGUGCUUGAAGUUCUAAUCAAAGAAGAGGACGUAGACGAAGAUGAUGAAUACGGUCACGUCAUCUGCCAUGAUGGCGAGGAUGACCCCUCUGCAGAGCUGCUCUGUAAAACUGAAACGGACUUUACGGAGUCACAAAGCUCUAAUGAAAUACAAACAGUGGUGGUUAAUGUGAAAAGUGAAGAGGAUGACCAACGACAUGAAGGUGGUGAUUUUCCUCUGCGAAGUGUAUCGGAACGCCCAGACUGCGUGCAGCAGAAGAUCCACGGACAGAAUGAUCCACUCAACCAACAGCUCAGAGGAAGGCUGCACCACUGCACCGUCUGCAGGAAGAGCUUCACAGCCCUGAGAGAACUCAAGAAGCACCAGAAAACGCACUCCGUUAACGUGAACGGACAGCAAAACACUGCCAAAGAGCCUCACAAAUGUGCCCACUGUGGAAAAGAGUUUACUUACAUUUCGGCUCUUAAAACCCACACGCUAAUUCACACCGGAGAGAAGCCGCACAAAUGCGCCGACUGCGGAAAAGGUUUUUCCCACAUUUCCAACUUCAAGUCGCACAUGCGAACGCACACCGGCGAAAAGCCUCACGCGUGCAGCCGCUGCGGCAAAGCCUUCUCGCAAGUCUCAAACCUCAACACGCACAUGAACACGCACACGGGCGCCAAGCCGCACAAAUGCGCGCGGUGCGAGCGGGCGUUCUCGCACGCCUCCACGCUCGCCGCGCACGCGCUCACGCACACGGGCGAGAAGCCGCUCAGGUGCGCCGAGUGCGGCAAGGCCUUCGCGCAGAUCGCCAACCUCUCCGCCCACGCGCUCACGCACUCCGGCGAGAAGCCGUACGCGUGCGCCCGCUGCGGCCGCUGCUUCUCGCACGCGUCCAACCUCCGCUCCCACGCGCGCGUGCACACGGGCGAACGGCCGCACAGGUGCGAGCGCUGCGGGAAGUCGUUCUCGCAGACGUCCAACCUCAAGUCGCACAUGCUGACGCACACCGGAGAGCGGCCCCACGAGUGUCUUCGCUGCGGCAAAGCGUUCGCGCACGUUUCCACGUUUAAAUCGCACGCGCUGCUCCACACCGGAGAGAAGCCUCAUCAGUGUGACCAGUGUGGGAAAGGCUUUGCGCAAAUCGCACACUUCAAGUCGCACAUGCUAAAGCACACCGGGGAGAAGCCGCAUUCGUGCAAGCAGUGCGGCAAGGCCUUUGCUCACUCUUCCGCCCUGAAAACACACACGCUGAUACACAGCGGAGAGAAGCCUCAUAAAUGUGUCCAGUGUGGGAAAGCGUUUGUGCUCCUCUCUCAGCUUAAGACCCACACGCUAACUCACACUGGAGAGAAGCCUCAUAAAUGUGUCCAGUGUGGGAAGGCUUUUUCACUAAUAUUCUUAAACGCCAUAUGCUAG
Messenger RNA from Sardina pilchardus (European sardine), 1462 nucleotides. RefSeq names its product zinc finger protein 664-like. The transcript is spliced from 3 exons. Bases 14 to 1462 code for a protein of 482 amino acids. The record is from RefSeq and is a predicted model, not a curated record. Gene Ontology annotation, molecular function: DNA-binding transcription repressor activity, RNA polymerase II-specific; RNA polymerase II cis-regulatory region sequence-specific DNA binding. Gene Ontology annotation, cellular component: nucleoplasm. Gene Ontology annotation, biological process: regulation of transcription by RNA polymerase II. NCBI's taxonomy places the organism in Eukaryota, Metazoa, Chordata, Actinopteri, Clupeiformes, Clupeidae.